Messenger RNA from Prunus armeniaca (apricot), 774 nucleotides. The record is from the annotation of a GenBank genome assembly. Lineage: Eukaryota; Viridiplantae; Streptophyta; Magnoliopsida; Rosales; Rosaceae.
AUGUCUUCUCCAAACAUUCGCACCAAGGGUUCUUCUUCUUCUGUUCCUCCUGCCUAUAUUAGUGGAGCUGGCGUUGAUAAGCAUGCUAUUGAGGUUCAGAGCAAGCUUCACCCUUUUGCCCAAAAGAAUCUGGAUGAAAAUGUCUUUCACCUCUUUGAAAACACCUUGGUUCUAGGCCCCCACUGGUUCGGUUUUGUCCCUACUGAAAUGGUAGAAUUGUUCAAAGGUGACGCUGAAGCUUCCCUCUGUUUCGAGAGCUCUUCUGCCCUGGCUUCUCAUUCUUGGGUUAGCAAGAACUUGAGUCGUUCAUUCCCAUCCAGUGAGGUGAGUAACACUUUUGAUUUUCGUGUGGGCCCGAUGUUUCCAACCCUGCUGGACAUGGCCCAUAUCUUUGGGUUUAGGCCCCAUGAAAAACCUGUGGAUGCAGUAGGUGAUUACCACUGGAGAAAGAACCAGGAGAAAUUGGCCAAGCCAUUCAUCAUCUCUCCAGCCACAAUCAACCAGAACUGCUCUUUCUCCAAUUACUUGAGAAAGUUCAGUUAUGAGAAGGACAAAGAUCAGCUUCACAUGUUAUUCCUCCUGUACUGGGUGAACAUAUUUGUCUUCCCAAAUCGUUCAUCGGCAGUUCUACUCGAAUACAGGCACCUAGCAGAAGCGCUUCGCAAUCAUACUGAUGUAGGGCUUGGGCCUACAGUUUUGGCUCACCUGUACAAGAAUCUGCAUACUACCACUUUGGAGAACUCUCUGAAUCUGUCUGCUCCAGGCGCAUUCUGA